AUGCAUUUGUUCGGCUUGCUUCUUGCUCUUGUCGGCAGCAUUCAGAAUUCAGGGCCCAAGUGCUCCAAUGUGACCUUCUCGGUAACCCCUGACAUCCCUGGCGGUCCAUUCAAGCUGAGGGGUCGCUUUUGUGAACCGGAAGUUUACGUACCCUCGAACCGGGAUCGUCUCCAGGUUCUGGUCCACGGUAUUACAUUCGAUCGUAACUAUUGGUCUGCAUUGGGCUUGCCUGGUUACGAGCCGGUGAACUACUCCUGGAUCGAUUAUGCAUCUAAUCAAGGUUAUCCAACGCUGUCAGUAGAUCGGUUGGGAAACGGGCUAUCCGAUCACCCGAAUAGGACUUUCGCUGUCACUCUCCCUAACCACGUUAAAACUUUGCACGAUCUGAUUACACAGAUUCGGAAUAACGGCAGCUUGGGUCAGUCGUUCUCGGAGAUAAUAUACGUUGGCCACUCAUACGGCUCGCUCGUGGGUAAUUUGCUGUCCCAAGAGCACCCGACCGAUAUUGAUCGACUAAUACUUACGGGUUUCUCAAAACAAACGCUCUUCUCUAUAUCUGGCAAGGCACUCCGGACCGCCUUGCUGCCAGCCUCUUUCCAGGAUACGGACCGCUUUGGCCAGUUGUCUCUGAGUUACUUCUCGUCAAAUUCAAGGCCAGGACGCCGACAUCUUUGUUUCGCAGGAGCCAACAGCUAUUCACCCGAAAUUACGGAUCGCGACUUUAAACAACGAGGCACGGUAACUCUCGGAGAGAUGAUUACUGGCAUAAGUGCACCUUACCCUGCCCCUGCUUAUCGAGGCAAAGUGUUCGUCUUGACAGGUGAUGAGGACACGAUUUUCUGCUCUAGUCUUCUCGGCUUUGGGAAGGCAGAUUGUGGGACUUCUGAGUCAGGGUUGGUGUAUGAUACUCGCGAGCUUUAUCCUUCUGCUGCGUCCUAUGAUGUCUUUGUUCCCGCGAAUACAGGGCACUGUUUAAAUCUCCAUUAUACUGCUCGAGAGAGCUUCAAAGUUGUCCAUGACUGGCUGAAUGCAGAAGGCCAUUAG
Molecule: messenger RNA, 1044 nt
Organism: Monascus purpureus
Lineage: Eukaryota; Fungi; Ascomycota; Eurotiomycetes; Eurotiales; Aspergillaceae
Source: the annotation of a GenBank genome assembly